Molecule: messenger RNA, 3548 nt
Organism: Patiria miniata (bat star)
Lineage: Eukaryota; Metazoa; Echinodermata; Asteroidea; Valvatida; Asterinidae
Exons: 1
Coding region: 202-2217 (671 amino acids)
Source: RefSeq, a predicted model, not a curated record
UCCACCGGAUGGUACCUCAAGGUACCUUUAGGUUCCAGACGACUUAAAUAAGCACAAGUAUAAAUUUGCAAGGUGGUGAGAUAUCGCAGUGUGAUAAGUGUAUUGUGAAUUCAAGUUCAAACCAAUUGCAAUCACACGGGCGGAUUGUCAAGAGGUUUAUACAUUACUAAGCUGGUGUGUUUCGUGAGGAGUUCAUCAACCAUGCCGAGUUUGUCAAAUCCUAGCCACUUAGUGGGAUUGUUGUUAGCAAUUUUGGUUACCGAGGCCGCAGCAAUAAAUAUCAUUCGCGGACCCCAAGAUCAAACGGUCAACCUGGGAGGAACGGUGGUGUUCAGAUGCACAGUCAGCAACAAGGGUAGCUUUAAAGUCUACUGGUUCUUCGACCGAGCCAACCGCUACCUGUCAGCCGAUACCACGUUCUUCGCUGAUGCGAUGGACGCCAGACUUAGCAUCGUGGGGAACCUCGCUUUGGGACAAUUCAACUUGAGGAUUGCCGGGGUGCGAGCAAGCGAUGCUGGGGUGUACCGGUGCGGGUAUGUCCCGGCGGGAACCAACAUGCUGACCUCCAGAGCGGCACGCUUGACGGUGCGACUACCGCCUGAUGAAGGCUUCCCCCGGUGUGAGGUGUCGCCACCGGCCGGUAUGAUCCGGCUCGGACAACGGGCAACUCUGACCUGUACCUCCCAAGGAGGGGUACCACUGGCCUCGCUGACUUGGCUUCGGAACGGCUUCGAGAUCACCCCGGCUGUCCAACGCAGGAACGUCAUCGAGAGGACUUUCGAUGAAGCUCUAAACGGGGUCCGCUUCACCUGUCGAGCCACAAGCCCGGCUAUAAUGGGAGAUCGCAUCUGUUCUCUCGUACCCCUUAGCAUCAACCCAACAGCCCGGGUGGAGCCGCCUCAGCUUAUCGCAAGACCGGGCGACACGGUUGUGUUUGAAUGUGUAACAGGAGGACCAUCCCCAAUUGUCGAGAUCAGCUGGACAUUUGGUGGCAUUUUUGUACCCCCAUUGCAAGAGCCGAACCGAUUUGAGCUGUCCAUGGAUCGCCUAAAUUUGACGAUCCGCGAUGUCCAGUUAGCAGACGACGAGACUUCAGUGCAGUGCACAGUCGCGAUAGCACAAGGAUUGUCAGCCACCGCUGGGGCGUUACUCAGGGUUGUGCUGCCUCCAACUGACCUCACCACCUUGAUACCCACCACCGUGACACCUUUCACCACUCUCACCCCUGACGUGAACCAGACUCAACCUCUCCCUACUCCACAGUACAGAGAUGGUCUGGGAACCGGCUCUAUCAUUGGCAUCAUCAUCGGCGGCAUUGCAGCCACCCAACUCAUCAUCAUCGUUAUUGUCUUCAUAUCUCACAGACUGUCUUCAGAUUCGAAGCGUCCUAACGGAACCAUAUCCGCGCGUGGUGACUCCAUGGUCCCCUCCCUAGCUGGUUGGACGGGACAACAAGUAAGCCACACCCCUUAUGAAGGUCUGGACGCGUCUGGUAGGUCUGCCAGCGUCAUACGUUAUCUGACUCUCCACCCCCUCAGAGUCCCGCCCACCCGCUACUCAACCACCGAUGUUGGCGUCUAUGAAGAAGCAGGCGACCUUAACACCAAUACGAUCUUGUACGAGUCCGGAUACGUACCUCCGCUCACGUACACAGGGAACAUCCGUGACUCUAUGGAUAUAGACCACGACGUAUACCAGCCGGCUUUGCGAUCCAGUGCGGCCAAUCCGGACGUCUACGAACAGCCCAGAGCCAGCGUCAAUCUCACGUGCCCUACAACAACAGAUGGCGACUACUACGUGCCGCCGGAAGUGACGCAGCAACUGACCUCAGCCAAUCAGUCAAUUCGCUCGCAAGUCUCCCAAGAUGGCGACUAUUACGAGCCUCCAGAAGUCACAGAACAGCUUGCUUCGUCUCACAACCGAGACCCGUACUACUACGAACCACAACCAGACACAGACAAAACACGCCCUCUGGCGGAUGACGAGGGCGAGGUUUACGAAGUGCCGCCAUCGCAAGUCGCCACGGCCAUCACCGGAGGAAACAACCAACAAACCAACAACGCUGACGACAACGAGUACUACGAACCCCCAGUUGAAGAGACACAACAAUCGUCAACUCCAGUAAUGACUCACGCGACCGAUGCGCAUGUGUACGAUGUUGCGCCUGACGGUGACGAGUACGAGAUUCCCGACGGCUCUGACGCGAAUAGACGAUAACUUGCGAGAUUUUGCAGAAAUAUUUUCCAAUUUCACCCACUUGCUAUAGUAUAUAAUGACUAAAGAUUAACAGGAAACUGAUCAUGUGUCCAGAUUUGUCACUGUCCAGAAGUUGACCGUUUAAGGCAAUCUUUGUUUUCAUCGUGGAAAUAAUUUUGUGAGGGUGGGUUUGGCGAGACAAAUUUCGUGGGAAGCCUUCAGCACAGCAUUGCAUCAUCAUCCCACGCAGAACCACAAUUCGUUCAUUUCAAGCUGUUGUAUGUGUGUUCUUUUCUAUUUAUGUCAGAUUAAAAUAGGUAAAUAUCGUAGCAUCAGAAUUUUGACUUCUUCAGUUUUACCGAAUGAUAGUAGGUCUACUCUCCUAUUUCAGAAUAGAGAUUUGUUUUUACAUGAUUACUCAGUGGAACUAAAGUAGGGACUAUUAAGAGUGAACAAUUAUUGUGGAAGAUUGAAAAAGAAGCACUCAUCCCUUUUUAAUUUUUGGAUUAACCCGCGUAUUUAUUACUAAUUAAAGCUCAGUAAACAAUCCUUUGAUUCACGUGACACGAGACAUGUGACUAUGUCACGUGUAUGGGUGACGUGAGAGAUGGCACCAAGCCAAAAACUGCAAUGCAAAGGCACAUUUUAACUCGAAAUGACACUCAUCAUCGAUAUAGCCUACAUUUUGUUAUCGGAAAUAGAGAUGAUGAGAAUCCGCAGGAUGUUACUAAUCGGUAUUCGAAACGGAAUAAUCGAAAAUGACAGCCAGUCAUGGGUGUUCGGUUAACGUGUCAGUACAUUUAACAGCAAAAAUGUAAUGCUAAGAAUCGAUUCUGUACAAGUAGUGACAAUUGGACAAGCGACAUGCUUUUCAUCAAAGUAUUCGAUACUAGAAUAAUCGAACGAUAACCAAACCAAGGCGUCAGUACUUUUUGUAACAGGAAAUGUGAUAUUAAAGAAUCAGUUCUGUAAAAAGAUCGUAAAAGUAGUGAUGACAAAAAUUGGGGCUGUUUUUAAUCGAAGUAUACGAAGAGAGUAAUCGAAAAUGAUAGCUGAUCACGUGCUAAUAUCGUGCAGCUGGUCCAGAACUGUAACAUGACAUUAAUAAGGAAAUGAGGAUAAAGCAAUUAUCUAAGUGUGACAUAAUUGAUAUUUCGCAUUUUUUUUUACUAGGUUCAUGCACUUUUAAUGUUAAGCCUAUUAUGGAUUAGACUAUUUUUAUGCUCCAGAACAUUCACGACUCCACCCAACAUUGGCUCACAUUGUCACAUUUAUGUAAUGAAAACCCCGGUUUUAAAAAUAGCAGCGAUUAUCAAGAGAUUUGGUGACUUUGUACAAACAUUAAAUAUUUU